Messenger RNA from Aaosphaeria arxii CBS 175.79, 285 nucleotides. RefSeq names its product NADH dehydrogenase, alpha subcomplex, subunit 2. NCBI's taxonomy places the organism in Eukaryota, Fungi, Ascomycota, Dothideomycetes, Pleosporales. The transcript has 4 exons. The coding region runs from base 1 to 285 and encodes 94 amino acids. The record is from RefSeq and is a predicted model, not a curated record.
AUGGCAACGAAAUACGCUUUCUCCCAGGGUUUGAAGGAGUUGAGGUUCCUGUUCUGCCAGACCAGCGAGCAGAGCGCUGCGACCAGGAACUUCCUUACCAAGAGUUAUCCGACGAUGAAGAAGCACAACCCGCACACCCCAAUUCUCAUCCGAGAGGCAAGCGGCAUUGAACCCAAGGUUUAUGCGAGAUUUGAUUUCGGCAAGGAGAAGUCGGUCCCAUUGAAAGGAUUGGAUGACAAGGCAAUCGAACAAUCGGUCUCAGAUCUAGUCAAGUCGACGAUAUAA